GCGCGGGCUGGCCGCAGUCCCCGCUGUCCCCGCUGUCCCCGCUGUGCCCGGAGCAGCUGCCGCCGCCUCUCAGCGCGAUGCCGCUGCAGCAGGGCUCUGCCCGGGCGCGGCAGCGCACCGUGCUCCUGGCGGGCAUCGCCGUCCUGCUGGCCGCCCUCGUCCUCGCCGUGGUGCUGGCCUCUCUCCUGACCCACGGAAGGCACGAGGUCAGCCCCAAAAUGCUGCAGUGGAAGGACAGGGGGACCACGAAGAACUUGCAAGAAGUUAUUCUGGGAAGAUGCUACAACUACAUCACGGCGCAGCACCCGGAGCUGGGAGAUAAGGAUUGUCUAAAAAUAUGGGAAUCAUUAAGAGAUGCCUUCAUUUACAAGAAUCCCUGUAAUAUCACACCAGAGGAUUACCAGCCUUUAAUGGAGCUAGCGAGCCAUCCCAUACCCUGCAACAAGUCACUGUUCUGGAGCAAGACAGGUGACCUUGUUCAUCGUUAUACAAAAUCCAAUCAAAAUUUCCUUACCUUGGAGGACACCUUGUUGGGAUAUAUGGCUGAUAGAAUUUCAUGGUGUGGAGACCCCUCUACCCCAGGAAUCAACUAUGAAUCUUGUCCAAAACGAAAUGAAUGUGAGAGCAACCCUGGCUCUGUGUUCUGGAAAAUGGCAUCCAAGAUGUUUGCAGAAGCAGCAUGUGGUGUGGUUCAAGUGAUGCUCAACGGAUCAAUAGAAGCUGGAGCUUUCAGAAGCAGCAGCAUUUUUGGAAGUAUUGAGAUCUUUAACCUGGAUCCAGAUAAAGUCACUGAAGUGCACAUUUGGCUUAUGCAAAACAUUGGUGGGCCUCAAAGUGAAUCCUGCUCAGGUCAGUCCAUUCAGAGGUUAAUAAGCAUUUUAGAAGAACGAAACUUUAAGAUCAUCUGUGAAGACAAUUACAGGCCUGUUCAGCUCCUUCAGUGUGUGCACAGCCCAGACCACACAGACUGCAGGCUUUGCACCAACAGCUCAGCAAUUCCGUGAAGCAGAGCUCUCCGCGCUACUGAAGAAUUCCCUUACUUGUGUGCAGAGCUGGAGGAGAUGUGGCUACAUAGCUAAGAGUGAUAACAGUAGCAUGGUGUGUGCUGAGUCCAUAACCAGAAAUCCUUGCUGUGAUGCUAACAGCCAAAUAGCAGGAGAUGGUACCUGAGGUGUGCUGCUGUACACCCACAAAAACACACACACAGAGACGGGCCGGGCUGUGGUCAGCGAUUGAAGGCAGAUGCUUUGCCCUGGUUUGCUCCCUCCUAUACAGCUUGCACAGAGCAGGGAUUCCCUGGGGCAUGCACAGAGAAGAAGAGACUUUCCAUGGUAGGCAGAACUCGCCUAGAUCAGUGCUCAUCUUCCUUCCUGCUGAAAGGUUCAGCAGGAAAUGGCCAGAGCAUGCUACGUUUUCCCUGCAUCCCAGUGCAAACUUCCCCAGAGGGGAAUGUUGCCAUUGGCACAUAGUAUAAAUCAUGGCUUUCCCAGGUACUGUGACACUUCUGACCAGGUAAAGCAAGCAAUGGAAUAGGCAGAGCAGUUCUUGCCUUUUAAUGGGCAUCACAGUAAGCAGCUGGUGGGAAGACAGCUGAGCUGAGCUAAGAAAAAAACAGAAACUGCUCACAGGGUUGCCUGCACCUGUAAAAACUGCUUAGUAUGCAGCUGGGAGAGAAAAUAGUGAGACUGACUCAGAUAGCUCCAUUAAAAUCCUACUGGAUAUACCACUGCUGGUCAGAUUACAUUUUGUUCUUUAUAUAGCAGUAAACAGUAGCCUUCCAACUUUCAUAAAAGGUCCCUCAGGCCACAACUUGGCCAUCCACUGGAAUAGAAACAAACAUCAAACGGUUGCCACAAUAAGGAGCCUCUCUUGACCUCAGUCUCUGCAGUGAAAGGUGAUGCCUUGAGGUGUAUAAUUCACAAGCACAGACGUGCCAAGGUGCACUGAAGCAGCAGGUUUCACUGAUUUCCUUUGAUUUCUAUUUUACCAGUCUCAAGUGCAGUGUUUAUAGCAAAACAAGUAUCUGAGGCCAGCUUGUGGCCACGGCUGUAGUGCCUCUGUGCAGUGCCACUGACAAAGAACAGAGCAGGCUUUGCUACAGACAUACUUCCAAUGUGACCAGCAGCUGCCAAACCUUUAGGCACUCUGGGGUUUCCAUGAUCCCACAGGGAGAAGCUUGUACUGCCACAUGUUUUAAUGAUACUGGGAGUGCAAAGCAUCCUUAUGGAACUACACAAGCUGGUGUAAUUUUGAGCAUCUCUAGAUAAACCUCAUCUCUUCAAUAGCAAUAGAAGGCCUGCACUGAGCCUGGCUGGACCAACCCAAGACCUCACCCAUGUUUACAUUAAGUGAAAUGUAUUUUUAUUUGUAAGUUGUUAUGUAACUACUUAGAUGAAUCAACAUAGACACAAACCAAUACUUUCAAAUAGGUUAUUUCUGACUAUCAGAAAGUUACAAGUUUGUCUUCAUGCUCACUUUUGUACCUCUUCUGUUGCAAUAUAUUGACUGUAAAAUCAAGACCUAUAAUAAAAUUCCUGAUGACAAA
Molecule: messenger RNA, 2545 nt
Organism: Passer domesticus (house sparrow)
Lineage: Eukaryota; Metazoa; Chordata; Aves; Passeriformes; Passeridae
Product: ADP-ribosyl cyclase/cyclic ADP-ribose hydrolase 1-like
Exons: 8
Coding region: 78-1004 (308 amino acids)
Biological process (GO): positive regulation of B cell proliferation
Cellular component (GO): plasma membrane
Molecular function (GO): phosphorus-oxygen lyase activity; NAD+ nucleosidase activity
Source: RefSeq, a predicted model, not a curated record